Messenger RNA from Pistacia vera, 648 nucleotides. RefSeq lists its product as uncharacterized. The record is from RefSeq and is a predicted model, not a curated record. Bases 1 to 648 code for a protein of 215 amino acids. NCBI's taxonomy places the organism in Eukaryota, Viridiplantae, Streptophyta, Magnoliopsida, Sapindales, Anacardiaceae. The transcript has a single exon.
AUGGGUAAUGCAAUAUCUCCGUGCUUCCAGCAAAACUCCUUGAAAGCUUCUGUAAAGUUGAUCUUCUGGGAAGGAGACACAAGGAUUCUCAAGGGUAAACACAUCGCCGGAGAGAUCAUGUUUGAGUCCCCGGACAAAAUGGUUUGCCAUGCAGAUUCAUUCUUCAUCGGUCACCCGCUUCCCGCUCUCGCCAUCGACGACGAGCUCACGCCUGGUCAAACGUACUUCGUUCUCCCCAUCGAUCGUUUUGCAUGCAACGUUCUUUCAGCUUCAUCUCUCGCAGCCUUCAGUUCUUCUUCUUCCUCUUCAACCACCAGCCCCAAACGGGUCUCCCCCGUGAUCAACUUCGACCACCAGUGUCGUCCCUUCGAAUACAUAAAGGCCGAAAACGGUAGGGUUUUGAUCAAGGUGGUGCCCGAGUUCAUAACCAGGCUUAUACAGAGAGGGAAACAACUUGAUCAUGAAGAUGGAUCCGCCAGCCCGUUGCUUUGCAGCACGCCGGAGCUAAAGAAACAGUACGAUUUGCUUGUUGGCUCGAGGGAUCAAGUUUGGUCACCGAAGCUUGAACCGAUCUCUGAGCACAAAAUUAGGUUUUCGCCUUGCAGGUUCAUAGGGCUGGAAUGGAAACAGCAAGAGAAAGCUUGUUGA